AUGUCACCUACCGGACUGCAGGCUGGCCACCUCCGGCAGCAGGUCUACUACAACCUCGACAAUGACAUGCUCGACAAUGCCAACUUCCUCGCUGGUCGCCUCGUUGCUCUCGAGCCUCGGAACCGGGACAAUCAUCAUCUUCUUGCCCUCGCAUACCUACGCGCACAACGGUACAAGGCGGCACACGACUUCAGCCACAAAUAUGGCUACAAUGGGGCGCAUCUGGGCUGCGCAUACGUGCUUGCACAAGCAUGUCUGCAGCUGGGUCUACACAAAGAGGGCAUAGACGCACUUAAGAAGUGCGAAACUGCGUGGCGGGGCAAGAGCGAGUGGAAGGCGCAUUCAGAGACGUCGCGACGGCAUAUCCCAGAUGCGCCUGCUGUCUGGACGUUAUUAGGAAAGCUUCACAAUGCGAGGGGAGAUGCUCGCCACGCGGGAGACUGCUGGAUCGAGGCGCAUAAGAGCAACCCGCUUACGUGGGAUGCCUUCGAGGGUUUAUGCAAGAUACGGGCUGAUCUUAAGGUGCCGAACAUGUUCAAGGCCCUCAUGCUCAUGCCUGAUAUGGCAGAUCAGAAGCGGGGCGAGCCGCAGAUCUACGUCGAUGAGGAUACACGGCAGCCGCCUGUGACUCAGCCGAUGUUCGGAUCGCGAAAUGCACUUCAGCCUGCGGAUGAUCCUUUUACCACCAGGACAGACUCAGGACUGGACGUGCAAGAGCCGUUGGCGAGGAUGAAGGGCAGGUCUGCUCUCAACACCACAUACAGACCUAUCAUGUCAGAACUUGACACACCUGUAACAGGAGGAGGAAGCGUGCACGAUGAUGUGACAAUGGCCGAGAACCAAGACGACACCUUUCACGAGCCUCCGGCCGCGCCGUCUAGGAGACAGCGACCAGGACAGCAGUUUGAGACGUCAGACCGGCCCCGGCCGCCUAUGCUUAGAGGAGGUUCUGAGGUUCCAGAUGAUGUUCAGCAAGCACCACGGAAGAUGAUUGCAGGAGGGCAGAAACGGACGAUAUCUGGUGCCGCGUCGCAGCCUGCGGGUGAUUCAAGCCAGCCACGGAGAAGUGGGCGAUUGGGAACACAGACAUCUACUACACGAACGACACGAUCAUCCGCAGAAGUGUCAGCAUCGACAGUAGGCCGGGCUGAUAGGCUGGCUCGGACAGCCAAACCCGCGACCGGCGCGAAAGGUAGGACCGGUGCGAGUGAGCGGGGUGCAGGACGGGUGGUCAGUGGCAACAGAAAAGUCCUACCCCCCGCCGACGACAAAGAGAAAGAGAAGCGCACCACAAGCCGCGCCAAUGAGAGGACUGCCGCACCAGGAGUCACAUCUGCCAUUGCGCUGGCGCAGAAGCACAUCCAGGCCCAGCCAUCUGUGCCCAGCGAAGACUUACGAGCACAACAUGAUGCCAUGAGUGGCCUGCUGGACAACUUCAGGAAACUUGCAGUCGGCUCGUAUGCCAUCUUCCCAAGAUUCAGGUCCGAUGAAGCGAUCGAAGUCUUCAAUUCGCUAGAAGGUUCGCAGAAGGACACGCCUUGGGUCUUGUCACAGCUUGGCAAAGCUUACUACGAAGCUGCACAGUAUUCGGAUGCCGAGGACUGCUAUGGACGCCUUCUGAAGCUGCAGCCAUCUCGGAUCGAGGAUAUGGAGAUCUAUUCGACAGUACUCUGGCACCAGAAGAAGGAGGUAUCACUGGCAUUCCUCUCACGCGCACUUCAUGAUACUCAUUUCGAUGCACCACAGACGUGGGUCGCACUUGGCAACUCAUAUUCGCUUGCUCGCGAGCACGAUAUGGCCAUUUCCGCUUUCAAACGUGCGACACAACUGGACGAGGGCUUUACCUACGCUCACACUCUGGUGGGUCACGAAUACAUGGCGAACGAAGACUACAGCGCCGCACAGGAGUCCUUCCGCAUCGCUAUCAGACAGGAGCCAAAGGGCUACGGUGGCUGGUAUGGUCUUGGAAAGUGUUACGAGAAGAUGGGUGUGCUCGAAAAAGCCGAGCAGCACUACAAGCAGGCAGCAGUCAUCAACUCCUCGAACAGCACAUUACAAGUGUGCAUCGGCGUGGUCUUGGAACGCCUUCGUAACAAGGAAGCUGCAUUGCUUGCGUACGACAAGGCAUUGGACAUGGCACCUGGCAGUGCGUUGGCACGAUUCAAGAAAGCGAGGGUUCUUAUGCAUCUUCGCGAUUACGAGUCUGCUUUGGGCGAGUUAAUAUACUUGAGCGAGGUGGCGAGUGAUGAGGCGAAUGUGCAUUUCUUGCUUGGAAAAUGCUACAAGGCGAUGGGCCAUCGAGCACUGGCGCUGAAGUCUUUCACUGAGGCGCUCAAUCUGGACGUAAAGGCUGCGCCAUUCAUCAAAGAAGAGAUCGAGAAACUCGAAGAAAACGUCGAUGAGAGCGACGAUGAGGAUUGA
Fulvia fulva is the source of this 2421-nucleotide messenger RNA. RefSeq lists its product as uncharacterized. The record is from RefSeq and is a predicted model, not a curated record. Lineage: Eukaryota; Fungi; Ascomycota; Dothideomycetes; Mycosphaerellales; Mycosphaerellaceae. The coding region runs from base 1 to 2421 and encodes 806 amino acids. The transcript has 2 exons. Gene Ontology annotation, molecular function: protein binding. Gene Ontology annotation, biological process: cell division.